This is a messenger RNA of Exophiala oligosperma, 1815 nucleotides long. RefSeq names its product glycolate oxidase, subunit GlcD. Gene Ontology annotation, cellular component: mitochondrion. The coding region runs from base 1 to 1815 and encodes 604 amino acids. NCBI's taxonomy places the organism in Eukaryota, Fungi, Ascomycota, Eurotiomycetes, Chaetothyriales, Herpotrichiellaceae. Gene Ontology annotation, molecular function: D-lactate dehydrogenase (NAD+) activity; FAD binding; D-lactate dehydrogenase (cytochrome) activity. The record is from RefSeq and is a predicted model, not a curated record. Gene Ontology annotation, biological process: lactate catabolic process. The transcript is spliced from 5 exons.
AUGAGAAUGAAAUCAAUGCUGAGACUUGGCCGCCCGGCCACAUCGGUACUGCGCUGCAUUGAAACGCAAUCCCAAUGUCGAACCUCGAUUCUACAAAGUGUACCUGCCGUAAGGUCGUUCCACAGUUCCACGAGGACUUUCGACAAGCAAGAAGAGGCGUCAAGAUCAUUCCGCGGACAACUGUACGAAAGCACCUCAGACAGAUUGAAGCGCGAGAGACAAGAGCAAGCACAAUAUAUAAAAGCGUCUAGUGAACGCAAGGGAGAGCCGAGAACAUUGGCUUUGAGUGUUGUCAUUUUGUCUGUUGCCGGAGGCGCAUACUGGCUGGGUUCGAGAGGCGAAAAGACCCUAGACACCACCUCAACCACACCUCUCGCUCGAGCACAACCUCCUCAACUCGAUACACGAGACUCGGUCCUACAAGCCGCUUGGGUAGACUUUGCUCAGAUUGUCGGAAAAGAGAAUGUAUCAACGAUACCGGAUGAUUUGGUCGCGCAUUCUGGGUCAGAAUGGUCGUCCUAUACCACGAAGCCGAACGAGAAACCUUUCGCGAUCGUGUACCCUGCUACCACCGAAGAGGUUUCUGAAAUCAUGAAAGUCUGCCAUAGACGACACAUCCCCGUUACUGCGUUAUCCGGAGGCACAAGUCUGGAAGGACAUUUUGCGCCUACACGAGGGGGCAUUUGUAUAGACAUGAGUCGAAUGGACAAAAUCCUACAAUUUCAUCCCAAGGAUCUAGAUAUCGUUGUACAGCCAGCUCUCGGUUGGGAAGAUCUCAACGAAUACCUUGGUGAUUCCGGAAUGUUCUUCCCCCCUGACCCUGGUCCAGGUGCCAAAAUUGGAGGCAUGGUGGGAACCGGCUGUUCGGGCACAAACGCGUAUAGAUAUGGUACCAUGCGGGAGUGGGUGGUCUCACUGACGGUGGUCCUCGCCGAUGGAACAAUCAUCAAGACAAGACGUCGACCUCGGAAGUCCAGUGCUGGCUACAAUUUGACCCAGAUGUUCAUCGGCAGCGAAGGUACGCUGGGUAUUGUCACGGAAGCUACUUUGAAGGUCACUGUUCUACCUAAAAGUCAAUCUGUUGCCGUCGCCACCUUUCCAACAAUCCAUGCUGCAGCUGAGUGUGUUGCGAAAGUCGUUGGCGAAGGUAUACUCCUCGCUGGAAUGGAAAUCCUAGACGAUGUCCAGAUGAGAUGUAUCAACCAGAGCGGCAUGACAUCAAGGAAGUGGCAGGAAGCCCCUACCCUAUUCUUCAAAUUUGCCGGUACUCCGGAUGGUGUCAAGGAACAGAUCAAUAUCGUGCGAAAUCUAGCCAAGGGCACCAAGAACAAGAGCUUUGAAUUUGCAAAGAACGACGAUGAAGCUGCAGAACUCUGGAGUGCCCGUAAGGAAGCGCUUUGGAGUGUCAUGGCCAUCAAACAAAAUCCUAAUGAUCACGUCUGGACUACUGACGUGGCUGUACCUAUAAGCAGACUCGCGGAUAUCAUUCAACAAACCCACGACGACGUCGCAAGCAGUGGCUUGAUCGGAGGUAUCUGCGGGCAUGUUGGUGAUGGAAACUUCCACACUAUCUUACUAUACAGCGACUCGGAGAAGCAGGUGGCUUCAGACGUUGUGCACCGUAUGAUCCAGCGAGCAAUUGAAAUGGAUGGCACAGUCACUGGAGAGCACGGUGUUGGCUUGAAGAAGCGAGAAUACAUCCGUGAAGAACUUGGUGAGGACACGGUCGAUGCCAUGCGCAAGCUCAAACAAGCAUAUGAUCCUCUAGGAAUUUUGAAUUGUGACAAGAUUGUGCAAUUGGAGGUUGGCCAUUGA